Caenorhabditis remanei is the source of this 885-nucleotide messenger RNA. RefSeq lists its product as uncharacterized. Bases 1 to 885 code for a protein of 294 amino acids. NCBI's taxonomy places the organism in Eukaryota, Metazoa, Nematoda, Chromadorea, Rhabditida, Rhabditidae. The record is from RefSeq and is a predicted model, not a curated record. The transcript has 6 exons.
AUGAUUCUCUAUCUUCUUGUGGUUGCCCUGGUGGCACAUUCCGAUGUUUCCCCGGACACCACAAAAACAUUGACCUCACAACUGCAUGAGUUCCAACUGAAUAACUCUGGUGGAGUGAUGUCGGCAUUGGAUAUGAUGCCAAAGGUUUUUUUGAAUGCUCCAAGAAAAUACAAACCGGAUGAAUCCUUCGAAAUCGGAAACUUGAGAUACAAAUGUCAGAAUUACGGAGUUUAUACAAUUGAAGGAUGCAAACGAAAAGACGGAACUGAGAUGAAAUUGGGAGAGUCUGUGGUGAUUGACAAUGUGAAACAUCAGUGUCUAGGAAUGGGGUCCUCGGUUUUUUAUAAGGAAACGACUUGUGGAGUAAUGGGACAACCAGAAUGUGACAAGAUUCCAUUGCCGAAAGGGUUCGAGGAGGCGAUGAAGAGAAAUGGAGGAAAGACUGAAACACAGGGUGAAACCUCGGUUGACGGAGUGAAUCUUCCAAAAGGAUGGUCAUUGGUUGACGGUGGAAAGAAGCAGAUAACUGGAACAAAUGCAUCAGUUGUCACUCAUAUUCUCAUGUUCAACCCAACACAGACAAGAGUUCGAAGAGAUGGAUUCAAUGGGAAAGGUGUUGGAAAAGGCACUUUGGAGAAGGUCCCAGAGCCAGCUGGGAAGACAAAUUUGGAGAAAUUCGAUGAAGGAUUGGAGUCGGAUAAAAAGGAAUAUGUUCAGAAGAGAGCUGAAAUUGCUCCGAUUCCAAGUAAUUCCACUGAUAAUCUGACCGAAGAAGACAUGAAAAUGAUGGAUCAAUUCAACAAGACAAUGGAGGCUGACGAGGAAAUGCAAAGAAGCAAUGAGACGGUUCUUGGAAUCGACACUUUCGGAGCACAGGGAAUCUGA